Molecule: messenger RNA, 4983 nt
Organism: Clupea harengus (Atlantic herring)
Lineage: Eukaryota; Metazoa; Chordata; Actinopteri; Clupeiformes; Clupeidae
Product: nuclear receptor subfamily 4 group A member 2-like
Biological process (GO): cellular response to corticotropin-releasing hormone stimulus; dopaminergic neuron differentiation; central nervous system neuron differentiation
Cellular component (GO): nucleus; transcription regulator complex
Molecular function (GO): RNA polymerase II cis-regulatory region sequence-specific DNA binding; nuclear receptor activity; nuclear glucocorticoid receptor binding
Source: RefSeq, a predicted model, not a curated record
UUGACGCACUUGAGAAAAAGCUUGCAAUACUCUUUCCAAAUUCACAUUAGAAAAAGUGGACUUUUCGUCCAAGGAAACUCCCAUGAAGUGGACAAAUACUGUAGCAUAACAUAGUCUACAAUUAGCAGUACUGGACAUGCAGCAAUCGGCUGCUUGUUAAGAGCAUGUUUGCUUACAUGUUGAUUUUUAAUUAUGAAUUAGGUUCUGUUUUCAUUUUCUUAUUCUUUUCUGAAUUAUUUUCACGAUUGGUGAUUGUACGGCCUAUAAGUCACCAGAGGUAAAUAUGUGAAAUACAAUCACACAAAAAAGAAAGACAAUCAGUCUAGGCCUACAUGGAAAAAGACGCUUUGCAAUUCAAACAGUUUUUUUUCUAAUUUGUAUGUGGUAGUCAAAUGUAUGUUGUCUGUCUAAUGUGUAAUUAUCGUGAAUAAUUUAGUUAUGAUCGAUGGAAAAUGGAAAAUGGGUGGUUGAACGCAUUGUUGUCUGGGUGAUAUGUAGCCAGAAGUUGAAGCGAGCGGUGCAUCUAGCGUCAUGGAGUUGAAUACUGCUGACGUUAUUACUGACGCAACUCACUCGCUGUUAAACAAUAUGCCACUGUUGCUGUGGGAUUCCCUGACUACAAUGGCAAGCUAGUGGUGUCCGACUGUAAUGAGGAAAUGAGCUUCAGAAGUUCAAUAGACUACAACUUUCCUUAAAAAAGAGGAAAGGGUCUCAUAGUGGGUGUCAUUGUUUUGGCUGUGAACUAAAGCACUAAGGGACAUGCUAGCACAUCUACUUUUGCACACCACGGAGUCUCGUAAUGUGUUAAGUUUCUACUUUAGAGAGUAGAGGUGCAGAGUGGUAGAAGUAGGCUACAAGUUUACCUAUAAUUAGCAUCCUAAUUUCAAAAUGAUGAUCAUACCUUUUGAGUGAAAAUUGGUUGAAGUGGUCAAUUGGUUAAGUUCAGUCAGUAAAUUAAUUGUGCCACUGAAAGUUCCCGUUCUGGUUGGACUCACUGAGAGUUCACAAAUUCGUCUUAACAAAUCGAUGAAUAGGGUGCCAGGAAGCAUUGACUGUCUGAGUCUAGACAGCGUUUGUUCAAAAAGAGAUUUCUCUCACUUCCCCUCUGUUUGGCCAGCAUCUGUACUUUACUAUAGGAGCAGCGCAAAGAGGAACACGCGGUCCGUCACUUAAAGAGGUGGCGUCAUGGACGUCAGAUGACGUCCAGCCUUUUGGCACGUGGGCUGCGGCAUUCCAAGUGCUGAUAAACAAAGGCGCACAUUGCGCUCAGCAGCCAGUACUCGCUCAGAGCGCACUGAGAGAAAGUCUCCAGCGACGGAGUUGUCUCUGUUUUUUCUCAGUCUCACAGGACUCAGGAUUUACCGCCAGAUUAUCCAGCGACUAGGAUACAAACAUAAAUAUCUGACCACUCAUCUGUAUGGAUAAAGGGCGGUGCUGACACCUGAAGGUACUCCAGUUUUAGCUCAAUAUAAUAACCAUUUAAUCAUUUUGAAUGUUUGCGCGAUUUGUUUCAGCUGUAUUGGUGUGUUGUCUGCAUAGGUUUAUGUGUGACAAAAAAAAAACAUCUGGUUACAAGGUCACAAACUUGAAGCUGCAUGACGGAUCAAAGUUGCAACAGAAUAUUCCUAAAAAAGAUAGUUGUUAAUUCAUAACAGCGUUUUUCGAACUUCAAAAGUUUUAAUGCUGCAGACAUAUUUGCUCAUACAUGGAGAAGAAGAUAUGCUGAUAAGGGUAAUACAAGGUUAUAUUUGAAUUCGGUGGUGGGAUUUGGACAGAAUGAGAUUAGUCAGCGAGACAGAUGUAAGCAGUCCAACUAAAUAAGCGAGUGCGUUUUUCUUCAUAUGAUUCGAAGAAGUCCUGAGUCCAAACUUGCUGAAAUUAUACAAAAAGACUACUAAAAUUAAGUUUAUCGUUUGAUCUGUGCUCAAAUUAUAAUAAGUAUGACAGAUGGCACUCAGCUAGCACAACUGCGCUGACAACUGCGUCAUGAUGUUUUUGCUACAAGUAUUCUUUGUUUACUCCAAUCACUUAAGGUCUGUUUGCAGUUUAAACAAUGAAUUGCGCACAGACACAUGCGUGUUAUUAUGGUAGCAAUAGGCGAGUCUCUCACCUGCCAGGUAGUCUUGAACAUGCGUUCACAUUUUUGUAUUUGCACAAAAUUCAGAGUCAUAUUGUUCAGACGUCUUCCCUACUCUCGUUGACAGCCAUGCCCUGCGUCCAGGCUCAGUAUGGGUCAUCGCCGCAAGGAGCAAGUCCAGCAUCCCAGAGCUACAGCUACACGCCAACCAGAGAGUACAGCUGCGACUUCCUGACGCCCGAGUUUGUCAAGUUUAGCAUGGACUUGACUAACGCUGAGAUCUCAGCCACCACAUCCCUCCCGAGUUUCAGCACUUUCGUGGACACCUACAAUUCCAGCUACGAGGUUAAACCCCCUUGCCUCUAUCAAAUGUCUCACGCCGGGGACCAGCUAUCCAUAAAAGUCGAAGACAUGUCCGUACACGGAUACCAUCCCCAACCUCACCUUCCGCAUCAGUCCGAGGAGAUGAUUCCUCACUCGGGUUCCAUGUACUACAAAUCUUCUUCUCCCAGUCUCUCGGCCCCGCCAAACUUUCCAGUCACAACUAAUCACGGGUGGGACGAAACAGGUUCCCUCCACACUUUCCAUCCAAACUAUGUUGCGACCUCACAUAUGAUGGAUCAUCAGCGCAAAAGCGCCGUGUCCCGGCUGUUCUCCUUCAAACAGGCAUCGCAGUGUGCGCCUGUGUCUGGCUGCACGAUGCGAUUCGACAGCUCCCCUGCAGGCCACCGUGUAUUGGAGGGGCAGAACUUUUCCGUCCCCGGCGCCCUCCGAAAGCAGCAUGGAAUUGGCUUCCACCACUCCCUACCGCUCGGCCAUGGGCACCAUCUGAUGGAAAGAGUUCCAUCGCCUCCGUCCAGGGGGUCACCGUCCGCCGAGGGCUUGUGUGCCGUGUGCGGAGACAACGCAGCCUGUCAGCACUAUGGAGUGCGCACCUGCGAGGGCUGCAAGGGAUUCUUCAAGAGAACUGUGCAGAAAAACGCCAAGUACGUCUGCCUUGCCAACAAAAACUGUCCUGUUGAUAAACGACGGAGGAAUCGGUGCCAGUACUGUCGUUUUCAGAAGUGCCUUGUUGUGGGAAUGGUUAAAGAAGUUGUUAGGACUGCUAAUUUAAAGGGUCGCAGAGGUCGUCUGCCGUCCAAGAUGAAGACUCCACCAGAUCAGUCAACAUCGCCACCUGUCAGUCUUGCCACAGCUCUUGUCAGGGCACACGUGGAUUCAAACCCGCCCAUGUCCCGACUCGACUACUCAAGAUUUCAAGCUAACCCAGACUACCAUGUCGUUGGAGAUGACACGGAGCACAUCCAGCAGUUCUACGACCUGCUGACUGGCUCCAUGGGUAUCAUACGGGGCUGGGCCGAAAAGAUACCAGGAUUCUCUGAUCUUCCUCAACCUGAUCAAGACCUGCUCUUUGAAUCGGCCUUUUUGGAGCUCUUCGUUCUUCGUCUAGCGUACAGAUCUAACCCGAUGGAGGGCAAGCUCAUUUUUUGUAACGGAGUGGUCCUGCACAGGCUGCAGUGUGUGCGGGGCUUUGGAGACUGGAUCGACUCCAUAGUGGAGUUUUCAGCCAACCUGCAGAGUCUGAAUCUGGACGUCUCAUCAUUCUCCUGCAUCGCUGCGCUCACCAUGGUAACAGAGAGACACGGACUGAAAGAGCCGAGGAAAGUGGAGGGACUUCAGAACAGAAUUUUAAACUGCUUGAAAGACCAAGUAACGUUCAACGGCACCCACAGUCAAAAUCACCUGUCCAAACUGUUGGGGAAGCUCCCCGAGUUGCGCACUUUGUGCACGCAAGGACUGCAGCGUAUUUUCUACCUAAAACUUGAAGAUUUGGUUCCCCCGCCGGCAAUUAUCGAUAAACUGUUCCUGGAUACAUUGCCCUUCUGAAUAUUUCAACUGGACUUAGUAAGAUUCUUUCGGACUCAAGUCGGACAACGUAAAGAUCUACAGAGGAAAACAUGUCAAAUUUUAAUAACACCCGAUUCAUUAAUUUACCCUUAGUGUGGUGGUUAGCGGCAGAAAUUAACGGGAAGAGAAGCAUAAAUCAGUUAAUUUUUAAGUAUCAUUACCUUAGUAGUUGGUUUAUGGAUCACACACAAAAUUGGGCAUUUGAAAUCUUGAUUUUGUCUAUAGAAAACCCGAACCACUUCGUGAUUGCAUUACAACAGACUCCUGGACGGAUACGGCCCGGAUCUGAUUUAUAUCUACUGUCAAGAUCCGUUUAGUUGUCAGAUGCAAUCUACAUAUAGCUCUUAAUAGUGCUAAAAGUGUUCAUUUGUACAAUCAGAGGUAUAUGAUGAGGUCUCACUUGCAGCAGUUUCUAAUUUUUCCAGACUUCAGUUAACAAAUAAUUGACUUGUCACUAUCUUUGCCUAUGUGUAUGGGUUUGGCAGGGGUAGGGGUGGGGGGCUUUCAUAAGAUAGCCUAUGUAUAUUUUAUAAAUGGUCUAUAACCACUAACCACCCAAUUUUACACAUGGUGUAUGGUUGCAUACAGAUUUUAUGAAAUAUGAUUCGCCGAGAAUAUACAUGUUUGGCUCAACGUUGAGCAGAAUGUGCAGUCCAGCUAAAAUAGUUGUUUAGUAUUUUGUGAGUUUGUUCGACAUUUUUUGUUUUCGGUGGAUAUGAGUUCAUCGUAUUGUUGUUGUGAAACAGGUUUUAUGACAAAACUGCCUUUGCAUGGAAUUUCAUAAUCCAUAAACAUGCUGUCUUAAUUUCUUAUCUGAACUAAGUUUCUGACAUUGAAUUCAAUGUGCAAGGCCGGAGAGACUUAAUCAAAUCGCACUGUAUUUUCUAAGUUUUGAUCGUUUUGGAAAUGCAAUAUGUGUUGAUAAGGUACUCUGUAUGAAAGAGAAAUAUUUGUUUUGCUAAUAAAGCUGUCAAGUAAUAAACUAUUUUCUACUCGUU